Molecule: messenger RNA, 363 nt
Organism: Fonsecaea erecta
Lineage: Eukaryota; Fungi; Ascomycota; Eurotiomycetes; Chaetothyriales; Herpotrichiellaceae
Exons: 1
Coding region: 1-363 (120 amino acids)
Source: RefSeq, a predicted model, not a curated record
AUGCUGGAUCCCAAGGACCGACUGUCCCCAAUCAAAAAGGUGAAGGCCGCGCUCGUCAGAUCCGCCAUCAAAUCGCCCACGUCAGCAUCCGACAAGAUCAAUCAUGCGGGCGAGCGCGUCAGCGAGCUCAACUCGUGCAUGGAGGACAUCUACUUCGGCGACCCCAAGUCGCGCGAGAGCCUGAGCAGCAACCCGGGCGACACGGCGAAGCACCAAGCGGAGCGGAAACAGUGCACGACGGACAACUGGAAGGCGGAGAUUGAACGGCGGAUCAUCGCGGAGUCCAAGAUGGUGGACCACGCAUACGCUGACCAGAACCCGUUCCGGAAUCAAGCUUAUGGCCAUGGCGACGGUCAGAAAUGA